GAUUGGGUGGCUUCCCUGUGGAAGCAAGGGUUGGAUCCGCAGCUCUCCACGUUGCUUCCUUCUGUUUCAUUCUGCGCUGCCCCCCUUUUUUUUUUGUGCAGCGCGCUUUGCAUUUCGAAAGUGCCUCUGCGGUGCGUGCAUGGGGGUUGUUGUUGGGUUUUUUUGUUUGAUAUAUUUAACAGAUCGGACUGGUUUUUUUUGUUUGUUUGUUUUUAAAUCUUCUUAAUGGUUUUAGUUAAAGUGGCGGUUUAGAUAUGACACGGAAGUCUUGAGAUCGACCGAAGAAAGAGAAGAACUUGCGUCCAUUGCAGAGAGAGAGAGAGAGAGAGAGAGAGAUUCAGGGGAGAGUGAGAAUGGAUCCGCCUCACUCAGAGGAAGUUUCUGAGAUGGAAACAAAUCACAUCAGCCCAGAGCUUCCUGUUCGAUGGGUUGUUUCUGCAGACAGGACUGUUGAGAUCAAGGAGGAAGUGACUGAGCUGGGGUGCGACCAGGCCAAUGAGCGGAUCCUGCAGGAGGAAACGCCACCUUCUAGCAUCACUGAGAGAGGUACGGAUAUGAAGCGUCCUGGACUGGAACCUGAACUUGUUAAAGGGGAGAGUCCUGUACUUGAAUCAGCCCCUGUUAAACCAGAAGCAAUCAAGCUUGAGGCUUUAUCAAAUGAAGGAGAGACGCCUUCUAACAUGUAUGCUAAUGGAAAGGGUGGGGCUAAGCUGGGCUCCAUUCAUAGGAAACGUCGCAUCUCCCAGCUGGAGGCCAUCCAGAUGCAUCCUUCAUCACAACAGGAACCAAGGUCUUCCCGUAUGCACGUCCCGCCAUCGUCUGCGGCCGUUCGAUUCAGGAUGGCGGCGAGUAACCACAGAGAAAAAGAGCAGCCGUGUGACGUGUUAACUUCAUCUCAUUCCAAGGAGAAAGAGGAUCUCAUACCGAAGAAAUGCUCUUCUUCAGCAGUUUGGGCUUUCUUCGGGUUCAAAUCGACCGACGUUAAGCAAACCACCAUACUUUGUAAAAAAUGCUGGAAUGUCGUGCCGGCAAAAGGAGGCAACACGUCAAACCUGUUUCAUCACCUGAGGCAUCGGCAUCCAGUGGAGUACAGAAAAUGCAUCGAGAAGCGAUCGUCUGACAAGCCUGGUAAACACGCGGCCAUCGAAAACCUAACCUCGGUCUCCGAGUCCGUUUCUAACGUCGCGCCCUACGAGCCAGACAGUAAACGGUGGAAACAAAUUACCGAUGCAGUAACCUAUCACCUUGCCAAAGACAUGGUUCCUGUCCACACUGUAAAACAAAGUGGCUUUCAAAAGCUGUUAAAAGUCAUCGACAAGAAAUACCAGCUCCCAAGUCACAAGUAUUUUUCAGAAACGGCUCUGCCAGCGUUGUACGAUGACUGUCGUGAGAGAGUAGCUGAUGAGCUGUCCCGCGUGCAAUUCUUUGCGAGUACCGCUGACCUGUGGUCAAGCCAGAACGCUGAGCCGUACGUUAGCCUGACUGUACACUACAUCGGUCCUGACUGGAGUUUACGCAGCAGGUGCCUACAGACGUCAUACUUCCCGGACGACCACGCUGGUGAAGCAAUCGCACAGGGUCUGCGAGAGGCGCUCUCUGCCUGGGGCUUGAGCGAAGAGCGGCAAAUCUGCAUCACUACGGACAGCGGAGCAAAAUUCAUCAAAGCUGUACAACUCAAUGCAUGGAAAAGACUCCAGUGUUUUGGGCACAGGCUUCACCUUGCUAUUGAAAACAGCGUGAAAGGUAAUAAGCGCAUAGACCAUGCCAUUGGUGUGUGCAAGAAGCUGGCGAGCACCUUCUCUUGCAGCUGGAAGAAAAGAAAAGCACUGAGUGUAGCUCAAGCUGAGCUCCAUCUUCCUCAGCACCAGCUGAUAACAGAAACACCAACCCACUGGGGAUCACGCCAGGAAAUGAUCCAGAGAGUGCUGGAACAGGAAAAAGCAAUCGCGCAGGUCCUAGCUGCUGACCGAAAAACCAGGCACCUGGUGCUUUCGUGGCAGGACACGGACGUGCUCCAGUCGUUGACUAAGUCUUUGAGCCCUUUGAUGGCUUUCACAGACGUUCUGUCAGGUGAAAACUAUGUCAGUGUCUCCUAUGUCAAACCCGUCUUGCAUCUGCUUAACAACAAUAUUCUGGCUGUGGAGGAAGAUGACACUCAACUCGCAAAGUCAAUCAAAGAGAAGAUUCUGAGCUACCUGAACCUGAAGUAUUCCAGUACAGACACCCAGGAUCUGCUUGACGUUGCCUCUCUGAUCGACCCUCGAUUCAAAACGCAGUACGUCAGCGAGGACAAGCUUGCAGCAGUCAAAGCAAGAGUGGUGACAGAAGUGGAGUCGCUGCUCCAGCAGGACGUGCGCUUUGCUGCUGGAGCCUGUAACGCUGAAACCGAACCUCAGGGAGUACCUUCUAAAAAACUGAAGACCUUGGGCAGCCUGUUCAAGGCAAACCCGUCCGGACCUAGCGCCCCCACACUAGUGUCUGAAAAAGACAAAAUUUUACUAGAGCUAAAUCAUUAUCUACUUUCUCCUUUGGCUGACAGCGAGUCUGAUCCAUUGAUCUGGUGGAAAGCUCAACAGGCUAACUUCCCAAGACUCUGCAAACUGGCACAGAAGUAUUUGUGCAUACCAGCAACAAGUUCUGCUUCUGAGAGAGUCUUCAGCACGUGUGGUAGCGUUGUUACAUGCAAACAGACCAGACUGAAACCGGAUGCUGUUGACAGACUUGUGUUUUUGGCAAAAAACAUAUAAAAUGUGAUGGACAAUUUGCAAAAAGAAAACCCCUUGAUCAGAACGGUAACUAUAUCGUGAUGUAUGUCUUGAAUAUCUCAGAUAUCAUGAUGUAUUUUGAGGUGUCGCCCACCUUCACCCUGCGUGACAACAGUGUUAGAAAAAAAAAUGUCCAGCAUCUUCACACAGGAGAGAAACCACACCACUGUAAUAUGAGUUGUACUCGGCUGCAACACUAAAGCGACAGCAGCAUCUUCACACAGGAGAGAAACCACACCACUGUAUAAAUUGCGGGAAGAGAUUCACACAGCAGUGAAACCCUAGCCAUUGUACUGAAUGCAGGGAAAGGUGUCGUUUGGUGGAAAGUGGAAAGUCUGAAGCGAUUUAACUUGUGCGAAUCAACUUGUAAGAUUACUCUGACAUGCGCUUCAAUACUUAAGUAUAUUGGAAACUAGUAAAAAAGCAUAUCAAUUGUAUAGGUCUUUACACACCUAGUACCUUGACAAUGUUAUUUAGACCCGGUGUGCGUUAAUUCAGUAUUGUUAACUACAUUUUAAAACACAUAAGAAAAUGGCUUGAAACCAUAUUGAAUUUCGAAGUUAUUUUUUAUGAUUUUAAAAGUGCUAAAGAAGUUUAACAUCACGGGCUCGACCCUUUUUUUGCUCCUGUGUCGGACCAGGUCCGACGUUACAAUUUACCCUUUCCAGUCCGAGGUCUGGACCCUGUCCCGACAUCAUCAAAAAGACGUCAAGCACAGGUCUCUAGUCGUUUUUUUCUCUGGAAAAAGCAAAGAAAACCUUUCAGUGGCUGAGUGAGACCGAUAGGAGCCCAAAUGAAGCCCCCAAAAAAUCGGAGCAAUACACAUAGCCCCUUCACCACAGAGAUAACACCGACACAAACAAAGGAGAGAGCUGCUUCUGC
Molecule: messenger RNA, 3647 nt
Organism: Polyodon spathula (Mississippi paddlefish)
Lineage: Eukaryota; Metazoa; Chordata; Actinopteri; Acipenseriformes; Polyodontidae
Product: E3 SUMO-protein ligase ZBED1-like
Exons: 5
Coding region: 354-2747 (797 amino acids)
Molecular function (GO): protein dimerization activity; DNA binding
Source: RefSeq, a predicted model, not a curated record